UCUAUAGAUAGAAGUAGGAUUAUUCUGAUUAUCAUAAUCAUAAACCACAAGGACAUUUAUAUUUUCAGAAAGGACUUUAUUUCCUGGUAUCAUGUACAAGUGUCUGGAGGUUCAGGUUCCCACCAAGCCACUGAAGCUGGUAGAAAAACCUAUUCCAGUUCCACCGUCCAGAGGAAUGGUCAUCAAAACUGGUGCAGCAGCCAUAUGCAACUCCGAUAUUCCCAUAGCUGAUAACUAUUUGAACAUGAGUGAUACUUCGGAAGAUAAAUCAAUCACUCAGUAUGACCCAGACUUCAAAUAUCCUGUAGUAUUGGGUCACGAGGUUGCCGGGACAGUAUAUAGCAUAGGAGAGGGACGGUGUCCAGGUAGUGACGAAUUCAAUGUAGGUGACCGUGUAGCAGUCUAUACACUACAAGGCUGUCAAGAAUGUAGAACAUGUACUUCAGGAAAUCAUUUGCUGUGUCCAAAGAGAACCUCACAAACCUUGGGAAAGGGUAAAAAUGGAGGAUAUGCAGAAUAUGUGAGUGUCCCAAACAGGAAGUUUGUUUUCAAGUUACCAGAUUCUAUUGCCAUGGAUGCAGCAUGUAUGUUUUCGUGCAGUGCAUUAACUGCUUACAAUGCCGUGACUAGAACUAAACCUGCAAUUGCCAAUGCACUCAAAAUGUUAGGUUCUGCUACGCUGUUGAUUAUAGGAGCAGGAGGAUUAGGUCAAUGGGCAAUACAAAUUGCUAGAGCUGUACUUCCAAGAGAGACUAAAAUAUUGGUUGCUGAUAUAACAGAGGAGAGAUUAGCAGUUGUAAAGGAGAGUGUUGAUAUGACAAUCCGGUGGUCUGCAGAUGAAGAUGACAUGACUUUCAUGGAAAGGGUAGCAGAGGUGACCGGAAAUGGUCCAUUGGUAGAGGCAUCCAUAGAUUUUGUAGGAGCUCCCGCAACUACGAAACGUGCUGUGUGGCUAGCAAAUAAGGGCUCUACACAUUGCAUAGUUGGAUUAUUUGGAGGAGACACAACAUUCCCAGUGCCAUUUGUUCCAUGUAAAAUGAUUGAUAUUCAUGGGAUAUAUCUAGGAUCGACUCAGCAAAUGCAGGAGGUUAUACAACUUGCAGCAGAAGGAAAAAUAAGGCCUCCACCUCUGGAGCAUGUUACACUAGACGGGGUAAAUGAUGCUUUGGAUAAACUCAGAAAGGGGCAGAUUAAAGGAAGGGCAAUCAUCACCUUUGAUUAAAAUUUCCCUCACAAUGAAACAAUGAAAACUCUCCUUGAAAUAUGCUGCAAAACUCAAAAAUACUUAGUUUACAUUUCAUAUACAGUGAGGAGCAAGUCUUAUACAAUAUUACAUUUCUAUGUCAAUUUUUCAAUUUUCAAUUUCAAGUUCAAUUAAUUACUAUAAACAACAAAGAUGAUGUAGGGAGUUAGCAAUUGAAGAUGACAAAUAGUCCAAUUGAACUGUGCGGUGGAAUUUUAUUUUACUUAAACAACAAUAAUAUAGUAUGUCUUUUAAAGCAGAUAUGAAAUGGUAUUUUUGACCUCAAGGAAUCAAUAAAUUUUUUUUGAUAAAUGUA
This is a messenger RNA of Owenia fusiformis, 1559 nucleotides long. The record is from the annotation of a GenBank genome assembly. Lineage: Eukaryota; Metazoa; Annelida; Polychaeta; Sabellida; Oweniidae.